Molecule: messenger RNA, 1098 nt
Organism: Parnassius mnemosyne (clouded apollo)
Lineage: Eukaryota; Metazoa; Arthropoda; Insecta; Lepidoptera; Papilionidae
Source: the annotation of a GenBank genome assembly
CUGAGUCUAUUACAAGAAGAAGUAAGGAAUAUAUUAAUUGAAGAAGAAAAGACACACAAAGACUUAUAUACAGCAAUAUCAACGUUGGCAAAAUGUAAACAACUACAAUCAUACAAUUCCUCACACCAUCCUAGCACUCAAUAUAAAAAUAACACGCAUUCGCAAUCGACAAACUUAAUGAUAGAGGUACCAGACAUGCAAUUACAGACACAAAAUCCAUUAACUAGAGGCACACCAAUGUACCAAAAUUGUAAUCUUAUGUCAGACAUAUCCACUCAAACAGAUACCCUAGUAACAAACACCAUGAUAAUUGAAAACGAAGUAGAAACUCCAGUCCUAGAUGAGAUAGAAAACGAUUUAAUGAAAUCACAUUUUAGGGAAAAACUACAAACCGCUAUUUUACAAUAUGCUGGAAUAGACCCUACAGUGCACCCUAAACUCCCAAAGCUUAAAUAUAGCAGACAACUCUUAAAACUAAUACACAUAUUUAAUAACAACAUUUUGAUGGUGGAUAAAGUAUGGGAAUCACAGAAGAAUUAUGUGAAAUACUCCAAUAAAGAUAAGGAAGCGAUUUUGGAUACCAGUGACAAAUGGCGAAGGCAGUGUGGGUGCAUCAAGACGAGCGAAAAGUUGCGACAGAUUCUUGACUCCUUCCCCGCUCCACCGCCUCCAACGCCAAUUAGUGCCGGCCCAAGCUCUGAACCGCCACCCCAUGCGGAAAAUUGUAUUUCGGCCUUCUGUACUCUUCACCAGCCUGCGUUCCCGUCUCGUGGGGAAGAGUAUAAGGUUGAUGACCCUUCGGUAUCUGCAAUCACGUCAAAUGAAAAUGCAAAGGAGCAAGUGAGCAAAAGGUCGUGGCGUGUGCUCACGGAGUUGGUACAGCUGGUGCAACUGUCUGUCACAGCGACGGCUCUGGCGCUGUAUUACCUCAUCUACUGCUACAUGCAACUGGUGUAUUAUACGUUGCGCAGUGCGUUGUACUUCCAUCAAGCUGAUGGACCAAUGAAGAUAACAAUCGGUGUAGUGACCUUGACGUCUCUUAUCGUUGGUUUCAACCUGUUAUUGCGGAUGGAGCGUCUUUUAUUUAUCUUUUAUUGA